This is a messenger RNA of Camelina sativa (false flax), 777 nucleotides long. NCBI's taxonomy places the organism in Eukaryota, Viridiplantae, Streptophyta, Magnoliopsida, Brassicales, Brassicaceae. The record is from RefSeq and is a predicted model, not a curated record.
ACGAAAGCAAGAGAAACAGAAAACAACACAAAGAUGAAAACAUUCCGGUUGAUGAUGCUCUCUUUCUUGCUCGUUGCAAUAACAACAAACUCUGGUGUUGCUGGUGAAGGGACCGACGUGGUUUAUGAUGGCGAGGGAGAUCCGGUUAAGCCCAACGUGCCGUAUUACAUCAGCUUCAUGACGUCGGACUACAAUAUGUGGAUUUGCCGUAUGAAAUGGGGAUCUGCUGAUCCCAACUCAUGCCCACAACAACCGUUAAUGGUCACCAAUCCAAACAUGUCAUCACCCACACAAGUUAUGUUUGUACUAUCAUCCAAGUCAGAUGUUGUACGUGAAUCAGCAAAACUUAAGAUCAAGUUCGUAGAUCCACGUCACUGCGGUGAAUCCGGCUUUUGGAGAGUAGUUCAGAGAGGCUCUUUAGAAGGUGAAGUAGUCCUCAACGGAUCUAAAUCUACGUCAAACAAUGACAGUACAUUCGCCAUCCAUAAGACUAACGAAUACUACAAGUUCACUUUCGGUGAUGACAGUGAGUAUCCAACCACUAUCAGUUUGAGCAACGAAUAUCCAAUAUAUAGGUUGCUAUCGAAGAGGUUGUCUGGCGAGAUGGAGAUUUAUUUCUACAAGAACAUGAGUACUAUAAGUUAAAGGCAAAUGUUCCUUUUGAUGUAAUGUCUUCAUUUCAAACUCAAAAUAAAACUUGUUGUAUGAACAUAUUAUUACGCAACAAAUAAAUGAUAUGAUAAUACAAGAAAUAACAGAUCUUGGAGUCAUCAUAAG